AUGCCAGAAACGUUCAAUGGGCACAAUCUGCGAGUUCUUCAAUGGAACCUCUUAGCAGAAGGUCUUGUGCCAGAAGGGUUCAUGAUGCCGCUGGUAAGCCAGAAGCACGUCGAGAGAUCAGACACAUAUCUGGAGGAGCUUCUUCGCAAAAGCGGGCCCGAGGACUUGCAGAACGCUGCCAGACUCGCCUCCCAGGGCUACCGAAGCUUCGUGUGGAGAGAAGGCGAUGGAAGCUCCGAGGGCUCCUGGGAGGAGUUCGCUCGGAUGGCCUGUAACAUGGUCCUGGCCAUGAAAGGGCUAGCCCCGUCACAGAAGGAGGAGCGGGGGCUGGAGCUUAAGAAGAUGUAUAAUCCAGACCUGGAUGGCAAGGGGACGGGUCAACUGACUGUGAAUGAGAAGGCGAUCGUCGGGGCUGAGCACCGGCUUUUUCGAGUGGUGUGGUUCGUGGCCCUUCUCAAGCCCGACAUCAUCUGCCUACAGGAGCUCGACAACUUCACUUUCCUCUCCAAAGAGCUGCAGAAGCUCGGGUAUGCCUGCAGCAGCGUGGAUGCCGAAGCCUACGUCCCUCUUAAGGAUCGGACUGGAUCGACCUACAGCGAGAAGCUCGCCUCCUCGUCCUGGGCCUUCGCUCCAAAAACUGGCUUCAAGAAGGGCAAGAGUACGGCCCGCCAUUUCUUGGAGAAGCGUGUGGCAGACGGGACCGGUGUGAAAGCGCGGUUCCACGGGCAAGAUGCAUGGCCCGUGGACGAUGACGGGCAAGCAAUUUUUUGGCGAGCAGAUCGUUUCCAGAUGGUUGGCAAACCUGAGUUUCAGACCUUGCCGGGAGAUCCGGACAUCGAUGCCUUCGUGGAGGGCACAUCCGAGGUCCCAGGAUUUACGACUGCAGAUCAGGCUGCGGUGAGGGUACUCCUGCAAUUCAAGGAAUUGGACGAGCGACUGCGGCGGCAGCAGUUCUAUGUAUGCACUACGCACCUGUCCAGCGGAACGGACAGCGAAGUCCGGCGAAUUCAGCAGCUGCACCACCUGGGCCAAUGUUGGGGUCGCAGCGGUCUGCCCGAGAUUUGGUCCAUGGAUGCGAACACCGAGCUAGACUUCGAUGAUGCGGACAUGACCUUCGGGAGUGUCGUGCCCAUUCCGGAAGAAGCCAAUGCACUGCAGAGCUUCAUGCACAACAACGAUCUGAGAAGCAUCUGGGAGGAGUUCUACAGCAGCACGCGUGACAUGUGGAACCCACCCGUCUCAGUGUGGAAGAUGCGAGGAAGUGCUUCUGCACAGCCAAAGAAGGUUGGCGAGGACCCGGACAUGUACCAGCUCAUUGACCACAUCUUCUACGAUGGUCGGCACCUCUUCCAGCUUGGUGAGCAGGCACUGCGCCUCCGAGAGAAGAAGACGGAUGCAGCUCAGCUGCAAAAUCACUGCUUUGGUGCGCUGAAGUGGCCGCAAAGAUGGCUGCAAGAUCACGCAGACCGUGACUGGCUGGCACUAAUGCCAAAUGAGCUUCUACCAUCGGAUCAUCUUCCCAUCGUGUGGGACUUCCAGCUACAAAUCAAGAGCCCACGCAUCGAGUCGACCGUGCUUUUGAGCACCGCGGAGCAGCUUUUCAACCAGCUGAGACCUUGGUUAAAGCCAGAUGAUGAGACCCUUGUCGAGAUCGAGGCAUUGUUCAAGCCUCUGUACUUUGCGGGGGCUUUGACAGCCAAAACUGAGCUGGGGCAGCUGCCUGACGCUGCCAUUGACAUCUUCCAUGCGCUCAAGAAGAUCGCCGACGAGGCAAAGGUCGUACUUAGUUACGAGCUGGUCUAUGGCACAUCCAAGUUGGAAGACUUCCGCGAAAGAAUCAUCGCGGCCACCGGCCGUCAUCAGUCAAAGGCGACCUACGAAUGCUGCCUGGUAGAGGCUCUGCUCUUCUCUGCUGCGGCCGUGGUCGCCGUGGGGACGCAGCUGCUCGGAGAUGUCCGAAAUUUGAUUACCCUGGCUGCGAUGCGCUGCAUCAUGAGAACUUUCACGGCCGUGCCGAAAGCAGAUGAGCAAUGUGUGGAGAUUAUGAGCAAGGGCCAGCUUUGGGCCCUCCUCGCGCAGCUCACGAGCACCAUUGCACCCAGCUGUCAUCACAUGGUGGUGGCCUUGGACAACGAUGGUUUGGUUGAUCCGAAAGACAUGAACGGGCUGCUGGGCGAGAUCGGCGAGCAGCUUGCUUCCAGGAGAACCUGCAAUGGUCCCGCACUUUGUGUCCUUCGGUGCAUAAACUGGAGGCAGUGCGCAACAGGAUCGCACGUGGCAGCCGCCGUGAAAAUGCUUUUCCAGGCCAUCGAGUCAGGCAAAAUACCCUUCCUGGAGCAGCACAUGAACAACGUCCCGGAAGAGCCGCCGGCGGGCAGCGCGUCGGAUGCCAUCAAGCUGCUCCGAACCGGAAGCAACAGCCCGAAGCCCUCGCUGCUGAAGAACACCCCCCUGGAGUUCCUGCACAAGCAGACCUUCGAUCAGUCUGCCGCCAUUGCCGCCUUGUCCGCCCUGGCCAUGUCGGGAAACCUGGACUCCGGGGGAGGCUUGGCGUUGAUGCUGGAAUCCCUCCAGCGCCAGAUUGCCUUGGUCCAAGGCAGCCAGGUACCCGAACGCCAGGCCAGGGCGUUGCGGAGACCGCCUCCCUGGGUGGUGGCCUCAUUCGUGCGCCGGGCGGUGGUAACCGCCUGCGAGAGUUUGGAGCCGAUCGACGCCCUCUUGGUGUCAGUGCAGAAGCUCCACGUGCAUGAGCAAGCGAAGAAGAGGGCCAAAGUGAACCCUGUGGAGGAGCUCAUACAGGCCUUGAUUGAGUUGCCUCAAGACGGGAUCCAGUCUCAAGCCCACACCUUCGGACGUAUCUUGAGAUUGUUGGUGAAGCUGUGUCAGCGUUGCGGACCCGCUGCGUUGCUGUCCCCCAUGGUGGCGAGGAGUGGCAGCGACCGGAUUCGAGAUGUAUUGCGAUGUCUGGCAUUGCUGCCAGCCGAUGAUCUCCAGCGCUGGAAAACUCACUUGCAAGUGAAUCGCUUUCUGGACUUGCUCCUCCACUCCGACCUCAAGUCUGACAAUCUCGCAUGUGCCCUUCAGCAGAAGAUCCAAGAUGCAACCGAGGAGCCAGAGUUCCUCGAUCUCCUCUUGAUGAGACCUCCGACAGAAAUCAGAAGCCAAAAGUCUUUCGAUCUGAGCAAGAUAUUGGACGAAAUUGAUAAGUUCGAGUUCGUGAAGACCUUGUCGGUUGUGAAAGCAGCGUCCGAGAAGGCUGCAGCAGCACCCUCACUCAACGAGGAGCUUCUAAUUCCUAUGUAG
Symbiodinium sp. CCMP2592 is the source of this 3303-nucleotide messenger RNA. Lineage: Eukaryota; Dinophyceae; Suessiales; Symbiodiniaceae. The record is from the annotation of a GenBank genome assembly.